CUUUUCUUGCGUGCCUAGCUCCUGCCUGCAUUUCUUCAAGUUCUGGCGCUGCUCCCUAGCCAGGGAAUCCUCGCAUAUGGCCUGAGCACUGCUCCAUUGUCUUCCCUGAGGCUUCUAUUCUGCGCUGAUCAAGCCGAUCCAUUGUUGAUUAGUUUACUUCCAGCAAGAUUUCAAGUUGCUGGAACCAGAGGGUCUGGCCAGUACGGGCCUCAAAGAGCUUUCUUGAUCCUUUCUUACUCUCAGGCGAUCUGCUGCCGGGCCAGGCAGGCAUGGCUGCAUCUCUGGCGACUCGAGGCAGAGCAGUUGCUGCCUCAGCUCCCUAUGAAUUGGCGCUGUCCGAGAGGACACUCUGCAGCACUCCUGCUUUGUUUAAUCUGGGCCAUCGCACGCACACCUUCAGAAGGAGCAAGGGCAUUCCAUGCGGCGAUCAGGGAAGAAUAAGGCCACAGAGGCAUGUUCCGCGCCUAGCUGAAACAAAGUUCACUGGCCGGAGAUUGUCUGCGGCGAUCAGCAAUGAUGAAGCUAGCCACAAGCAGCGGUUUGUAGCAAUCAGAGCGGAUGGUGGCGAGUCUGCCACAGCAGGAGCUGAGAAGUCCAAGUCUGCGAAAUGGGACGGGCUUACAACACAACUUGCCGCAUCCUCGACUGCCGCGUUCCUGGUACUGAUGCUUCCGCAGAUCUUGAAAAACCUGACCAACCUGCGCCAGGGCAACUUGGCACCCAUUGGUGUCCUUCCAUGGAUGGGGUACUCGACGGGUCUGCUGGGCAACACUCUGCUCCUCUCCUACUUUGCUGCCAAGAAGGAGAGUGGGGCAACUAUCGUGCAGGGCGUUGGAAUGCUCAGCACCUACGUGCUUCUAUCCACGAUCUUCUUUGGAGGUUUCAUGCCCAGCAUUGCAUACAUGGUCGUCUCUGGCGUUGUGGUCCUGGGGCUGUGCCUGAACCUCCUCAACUUUGGCGGCCUUCUCCCAGCUGCCAUCUUCAACGUUUGGCAGGACAUUGCUGGCAUUGUCGGUUUGUCGGUUUUGCCCCAGGUCGUAUACUCCACCUUUGCUCCAACGCCCAGCGUCCUCCCAGGAUCCCUGGCAGCCGCUGCCGGCGUUCUCUUCAUCAUCCUGCUCCGCCUAGGGAAGUUGCCCGAGAGCGCUCGCGGCUUCUGGACGCAGCUAUCCGCUUGGACUGCCACUCUCCUCUUCAUGUUCAUGCCCGUCUCGCAGCUGGUCAGUAACUUCACUAACCCCGAGUCGGUCAAGGGGCUGUCCCUCGCCACCGUGUUGCUGGGCAUGGCCGGGAACGGCCUCAUGAUCCCCCGGGCGCUCUUCAUCCGCGACCGGAUCUGGUUCACUGGUUCGACCUGGGGUUGCAUGAUGCAAGGCUGGGCUUGUCUUCUCAGCAUGUUCAUGUACGAUGCGACCGACAAGCUCACUUUCUACGGGGUGUCUGGUUUCCUGUUCACCUACUUCGCCACUAUUCUUCUGAUGGACGGUCAAGCCAACGGCCUGUCGAACCCGUUGUCUUCAUUAGUGGAGGUCGUCCGGGGCCGCAAAUCGUGAAGGGGCGAACGUCAACAGUCUCUAGACAACCCGCGGUCUGCGCCUGCAUCACUAGAGCAAACACCAAGGAUACCGCUGGGUGCACCACGGUCGUGGUCACCCUAGGUCAAAUCGAUCCAAGCGGUGAGCAGUGCGCGCUAGGCAUGAUGAAGCCUAUAAGGAGGCUUGUGCGGUGGGGCGAGGGUUGAAGACCUGCGCUUGAGAGUUGGUUUCCAAGAGCGGAACAGCGUUUUUCUGAUUUUGGCAACGGAGUCGAUUGUUGCUUAGUCACUGACUUCCAUGCGAGCUUGCUUCAAGAUAGGUUAGACCCUGAGCAUAUUUGUUCCAUGACAAUAGCACUCUUUACUUUAGCUAGGACUUGACAGAACUAGAUUUAAAAGGUAUUGCUGUAUUCAUUGCUCAAUAUUGGCAGUACUUAGAGUUGUCCAGCCAAUUCAGGGAUUAGGUAUUCCACAUAAGUACAUAUCUAUUUGAGCACUGGCAAUCAAAGGUUGCAUUGGUUUUAUGAACUGCAAUCUGAAUUCGGAGCUCAUAUACCUUAUCCCACU
Klebsormidium nitens is the source of this 2101-nucleotide messenger RNA. The record is from the annotation of a GenBank genome assembly. NCBI's taxonomy places the organism in Eukaryota, Viridiplantae, Streptophyta, Klebsormidiophyceae, Klebsormidiales, Klebsormidiaceae.